Molecule: messenger RNA, 807 nt
Organism: Culex pipiens pallens (northern house mosquito)
Lineage: Eukaryota; Metazoa; Arthropoda; Insecta; Diptera; Culicidae
Product: DNA repair and recombination protein RAD54B-like
Exons: 1
Coding region: 205-468 (87 amino acids)
Source: RefSeq, a predicted model, not a curated record
CAAUCCAGCUGGAGGUAUAUUUUUUCACCUUCAGGAUUUCCGGUGCCCUACGAAGAUUGGGACAGCGGGACCAGAAACGUCAGCACUGAAGCAAAUGCGGGUGAUGACGGCAGGACCGUCGAUGAAGCGGUCCCUGCCGGCCGAACUUCCACCACCCUCACAAUCCGACCGCAGCCGUUACCGCAAGCCCAACCGGAUCCGGGCAUGCUGGAGCUGCUCACCAGCUCGGAGAACCAUGCCCGCGUGUUGGAAGCCCAAGCCGCCGCAGUCAGAAAGCCGGCAGCGUUGCACACCCCCGCAGAACCAACGACGACGCAAGUGUGCUGGGGCAAAAUAACGACCAAAAAGCACAAAACGUGGGAGGGCGACGGAACGUUGACCAUCGUGGGCGGGAAGAGCGCCACGUUGGGCGACGAGGACGGCAAGGUGAUUGGGAGCUCCGGGUUGGUGAAGGGGGAGGAGCUGUAGGAGGGUUCGCGGUUGAAUAAGGAGGUUGAACUGGUGGAGUGGAUUGAUGGGGAGGUGGCCAAGGAGAAUGAUGUGCCGGUGAAGAGGGUUCGAUUCGGGGCGAGAGGAGGGUUUAGGCCGCCGGCGGAGUCGAUGUGCGCCGGGAGUCCGAUUGUGGUGUCGACACGGGUGUCGAGCAGGUUGGGACGGUGGGGAGGAAGCGAUUACGGGGACAUUGUUCCGUUGACGAUGCGGGAGCCUUCGUUCGAUCAGUGGAAGUAUAACAAAGGGUUGCGUUCCGUACUGCGUGGCUGAGCAUUUGCGGCCUCACCAGCGGGAAGGGGUGAGCUUUCUGUACGA